CAUCCUCAGGUAUGCCUCUUAACCCUUAACUGUGCUCCAGCGACCGUCAGCAGCAACAACUACUACAACCGGAGCCGGCCGCCUCACUCUCCCUGUCUCACUCUCGGGUGGAUGGAACAAAACACAUUUCAGCCACAGGAAAACUAGUGCUGUAAUACAAGUGACAACUUAACCGAUUCGGAAGAAGUGAUUUAAAACAAAGCUGGGCCAUGGCGACAAUAGGAGAUUUCGACCCACUCAACUCCACCGUACCUGCGACAAAGAUUGAAAUCACCGUGUCCUGCAGAAAUCUGUUAGACAUGGACACCUUCUCUAAGUCUGAUCCAGUGGUGGUGUUGUACGUGCAAGGCCUAGGCACCAAGGAGUGGAGAGAGUUUGGUCGGACAGAAGUGAUCGACAACACGUUGAACCCCGACUUUGUGAGGAAGUUUGUUCUUGAUUUCUUCUUUGAAGAGAAGCAGAACCUUCGCUUUGAUGUGUACAAUGUGGAUACCAGGAGCUCCAACCUCUCAAAACAUAAGGACUUCCUAGGCCAGAUGUUCUGUACAUUGGGAGAGAUCAUCGGCUCGACUGGCAGCAGGCUGGAAAGGACUCUCUCUGGGAUUCCUGGGAAGAAGUGUGGAACUAUCAUCUUCACAGCCGAGGAGCUCAGUAACUGCCGGGACAUAGCCACCAUGCAGCUCUGUGCCAACAAGCUGGAUAAAAAGGAUUUCUUUGGCAAGUCUGACCCUUUCCUUGUCUUCUACCGGAGCAACGAGGAUGGGACGUUCACCAUCUGCCACAAGACUGAGGUGAUCAAGAACAAUCUGAACCCCGUUUGGCAGCCAUUUACCAUCCCUGUUAGAGCACUCUGUAAUGGAGACUAUGACAGGACGGUCAAGGUGGAUGUAUACGACUGGGACAGAGAUGGGAGUCAUGACUUUAUCGGAGAGUUCACCACCAGCUACAGAGAACUUUCCAGAGGCCAAAGUCAGUUCAAUGUCUAUGAGGUUUUGAAUCCUAAAAAGAAAGGCAAGAAGAAGAAAUACGUCAAUUCAGGGACAGUGACCCUGCUGUCUUUUAAAGUGGAGUCAGAAUGCACAUUUGUCGACUUCAUCAGAGGAGGGACACAACUCAAUUUCACUGUGGCCAUAGACUUCACAGCAUCUAACGGUAACCCAUCCCAGCCCACGUCACUGCACUACAUGAGUCCGUACCAGAUGAAUGCAUACGCCAUGGCUCUAAAGGCUGUGGGGGAGAUUAUCCAGGACUAUGACAGUGACAAACUCUUCCCAGCUUACGGCUUUGGGGCUAAACUUCCCCCAGAUGGCAAGAUCUCCCACGCCUUCCCACUGAACUCAAAUACAGAAAAUCCAAACUGUGUGGGCAUCGAGGGUGUACUAGAAGCUUACUUCCAGAGCCUGCGAACUGUUCAGCUGUACGGCCCAACCAACUUCGCUCCUGUCAUCAACCAGGUGGCUCGGUGUGCUGCAGAAGUGACUGAUGGCUCCCAGUACUUUGUACUGCUGAUGAUCACAGACGGCGUCAUCUCAGACAUGGCUCAGACCAAAGAGGCUGUGGUCAACGCAGCCUCCCUGCCCAUGUCUAUCAUCAUAGUGGGAGUGGGCCCUGCUGAGUUUGAUGCUAUGGAAGAGCUGGAUGGAGAUGAGGUCAGAGUGUCCUCCAGGGGACGCUUUGCUGAGAGAGACAUCGUCCAGUUUGUUCCUUUCCGGGACUACAUCGACCGUUCAGGGAACCAGGUCCUGAGCAUGGCCCGACUGGCUAAAGACGUCCUGGCGGAGAUCCCUGACCAGCUGCUAUCCUUCAUGAAGAGCCGUGGCAUUGAACCCCGGCCCCCUCUGCCUGCCACUUCUGACUCCCCCUCAAUGUCCACCACCACCACCAGUCUGGCCCCCAAGGAACGCAACAUGCACGCCUGAGAUGAGAGCAGCGAGCAGAGCAGUAUAGUAGUCAGAGCUUUGAGCAAAAGGAGAUGUGCGUUUGUGUGUGUGUGUGUGUGUGUGUGUGUGUGUGUGUGUGUGUGUGUGUGUGUGUGAUUCCUGCAUGGUUUCAGGGUUGGUUUACAGGAACCGAGUCAGGAUUUUCACAGUAAAUUGAUGGGGACACCCACCAGAAGAGAAUACAUUAAUUUACAAGCGUUGGUGGGGAGGAUUCCUCCAACAAGAUCUGGACUGGAAAUGUAAAAAAAAAAGCACUUUUGAUCCUUUUAACAUUUCUGGUUCAGGCUUUUGUAAACACCUAUCAUGAUGCACCCUCUGCAGGUGUAACACAACUCUGCAAUUACCCACAGACUGCAUUUAAAUCAAAGGGACAAAUGUAGUUUAGCACUUUUUCCUCACUUUUCAAUUCCAACAUUGUAGAUGAGUGACUGAAGCCGCUAUGGACUUCUUUGCCAACACAACUUCUCCUGCUUAGGUUGAGUCUACAGAUCCGUCCUUUCAGUUUCUGUGACACUGUUCCUCCUCACAGCGAUAAGAGUGUCUGCUGUAAUAGAGUAAUAAAUCCUGAAGUAGCCAGGCAAUUGAUUUCCAUCAGUUGUGAAGACGACAGCGCUGAGGCUGAUGUCCUUUCCUUGUUUAUUCUCAGGGCAUUUCAAAGGCUUGACAGUAACACAGGCGAUCUAAAAAACAAAGAAGCAGAAAUUAAAUCCUGUCCUGGUUGUGGCCUCUGAGAGCCAGUGAACACCAGUUCUUUUUAUUACUUCAUGAAAAUGUAUGCUGUAUAUUACUGUAUGCUAAACAUGAAAUUCAAAUGUGUCAUUAUGUAAAGAGGUGGAGAAUGCUCUACAUUUCAAGGUCAACAUUCAGAGACUGAGCAUCGGCAAGUUGAAACUAAUCCCACUUGGAUGCGAAGGGAGGCACUUACAAGCACAUCCUGAAAGCAGGAAAUAUAUAUGGCCAUGAAAUUAGCUCGGGAUGGAGAACAGACUUUAAUAUCCUCCACUCCAACACCUCCACUUCCUCCAGCCACCAUACAAUUUAAUAAUAUCAUGAAGAACUGGCUAUUUCAGCCCCGGUUUCAAAUCUGUGUUCUCUGCUGUCCCCCUUCUUCCUCUAAAUUGUAACUCCCCCAGCUGGGGCUGUCAUUUGGGAUGAAUCAUUCAUGAGGUGGGUGCCUCUGGUUCUCAAGCCGUCUGGAGCAUGUACCUGUUUAAAAUGAACAGAGUUGGUCACUGUGCAUUUCACAGGCCAGAAUAUUUAAUAUGUAGCAGAGAAUGUGUGAAAGCGUCAGGUCACCUUUAUUUUUUUCAUGUUUUUUUUUUUGUUUGUUUUUUACUGGAAAGAGGACACCACCAAAAAGAGCAAAAAGUGUGAGGGAGGCAUGGUAUGUAGUGCUGUGUCACAGCCCAGUUGCCAGGAGAAAAUGUUGCCAUUGUACGUUUCUGCAAAUCACGAAUAUGAUACAUUUGCAUGUUUCAUAUGUAUCAUAUCAGUGUUUCUGAAGUGACGUAGUAGCCUACUUGAGCUGACUUUGUCAUCAGUAGGCGGAGGGGAUGCUAGAUGGCCUGAAAACUAGGAGAGACGGCUGCCAAGCUGCAGACCACUGUUCAAGACCAACAAACCACAAAACUGAUUUUUAGGCUUCAAAUGUGCGUUUUUUUUUAGGGACCCAUCACUGUUUUCCGAAUCAGUCAAUCAAUCAUUUGUCACGUGGAAUUAUGCAAGGUACAACUCCAGUAAAAUAUGAUCCCAUCAGCUCUUUUAACUUGUGCUCUGUAAUUUAGUCAUCUUUUUUACAUCUUCUUACAUUGUUGGCUGCUGCUUUAUAAUUGCCCAUGUUUCCAGAUGAUUCUGGUAAUUCAUGGUUUCUGGUUGUGGCAUGAUUUAACUGUCCACACAUCCCCACUUCGACAGGACAGCUGCGCUGCACUGCAGAAGCUUCUGAAUGGCAUAUAGCAGUGAUCCACUGCAGGAACCUGACAGCACCUCACAUUCCCACAAUAACACCAGUCUUUAUUCACUGUAAAACACACGCCUCCUCUCCUUCCCUCUCCAGAGUCCUCUGCUCUGUCAGAUCGGCAUAUAGAAAAAGAAUCACUUGAUUGAAUGGCACUGUCCAUGAUUUAGCUAAGUUUUUGUGAAUCAAAGAUAUUACAGUACCUGAUAUCCUGUUGGAAACUGAUGCAGCACUGAGGUUGUCCAGUUUAUUUUCCAAUGUCUGUGCAAUUGCUAGCAGGAUGCUGGUUCAGCUGGUGCCAUCUUCUCCAUCUUUCACUCGAUGUUAACUGAUGUUUACAUUUGAAAAACCUCGACCUGACUAGCUGGCAGAGUUAAUAGAAGGAGAGUUUACAGACUUGUGAGUUGUUGACUCACAGUAACACACCACCACUGUCCAUACAAUUUUUUUUAAUGCAUCUGCUACACCAUGACAUGGAAAUGUAAUGCAUCCAUGGUUUGCAGAAAUGUACAAUGCCACCAUUUUUUUCUGGCAGUUGGGUUGUGUGUCAAAAGUCACUCAGACCGACUACUUUUGGAAAUACUGGCACAGUUUUCCCUCAUCAGUGCUGCUGUUUGAUAUAUGGCUGUAUAUUUCCUGCAGCUGUCAGUCAGGGCUCAUCAGCUUCUGUAGACUAAACACAUUGAUUUGCAAUGAAUGCUGACUUUUUUCCAAACAUGCUCUUUUAUUUAUAAUUUCAUUUGUUAUGCCUUUGUUGUGUGCAUGAAUGAGUCAAGCAAAAGUGAGCGAGUGCUUCAGUAGAAACCCCACAUUAAUUUUACUGUGACAGGCUGUGCUCUCUUUUCCUCACACACACUCCCAAAAACUGUGCAGUUCGGUCACAACUUUUUGUUUCUUGUUGUAGGCUUAGCAAACAACUAUAGGAGUGUUUCAACCUAACAGCAUCACAAAAAUAGAAAGACGGUGAGGUCUGUAAAGCCAAGAAUAACGUCAGUGAAUGGAUUCAUCAGGAUUUGUCUGGAUUAUUAAGCAUGUGUUGUAUCAGAAAGGAAAUGGAUAUGUGGCCUUAUUUCUGUCAUAAUCCUACAAGUAUGUGCAGGGGAGGACUCUAUUUUUAUAUGACAAAAUGGGAAAUUCAUGUUACUUUGCAUGCUUAUUUGGCUGAUAUGCUGCCAAUGAUUGUACUUGUUCAGAAAAAAAUGUAUGUGUAUCUUUAUUCAUAUCUGAAAAUGACUUCAGACAACAUUCCUACAUGUGUAUACUUGUGUACUGUGCAGGAUCAUUCUUUCUGUUCCUACUGUUUUUGUGUACGGUAUACUUGAAGGAACUGCCAAUUUAAUAAUCCAAAACAUAUAGGAGAUACACGAAUAGUAUGCAUGCAUGUGUGUGUUGUGGUCAACAAGUACACCAACCCAGAGUCAUGAAUACUUUUCUAUGAAGCAUGUUGAGCUUUCUAUACAGUGUGUACAGUAUUAGUUAAUUACACUGACAGACAAUAUACUGAUCACUACUUCUCCCUAGUUUAGUGUGCUCCAUACAGGAUACAUGUAGGUAAAAUGUAAAAUACAUCUAAAGUGAUGUACAGAAUAUUUUGUGAAGUCUUCCUUCUUUCCAUUUUGUUCCCCUCUAAUAUGUCUUUGUUAUUUUUGUCUCCAUUUGUGUUGGUCAGAACUUAUUUAUAGGUUUGUCAGUGUUUUCUAGCUUCUGCUUAGAAACCAAAUAAAGAUAUUGUUCAAGGCUUAA
This is a messenger RNA of Epinephelus lanceolatus (giant grouper), 5640 nucleotides long. RefSeq names its product copine-9-like. Gene Ontology annotation, biological process: cellular response to calcium ion. Gene Ontology annotation, molecular function: calcium-dependent phospholipid binding. The record is from RefSeq and is a predicted model, not a curated record. Gene Ontology annotation, cellular component: plasma membrane. NCBI's taxonomy places the organism in Eukaryota, Metazoa, Chordata, Actinopteri, Perciformes, Serranidae.